AUGCAGGCGAACAACGAGUUCUUGAUCCCCGCCGGAGGGGUGGAGGAUAUGAUCACUCUGCCCAGGCUCUCAGAAGGGGCUCUCCUCUACAAUCUCAGGGAGCGCUACGACAAUGGCUUCAUCUACACGUACACCGGCACGAUCCUUGUAUCGGUGAACCCCUACCAACGACUCCCCAUCUAUGGUCCCGACAUCCUCAAGACCUAUCUGGGCAAGCGUUUGGGAGCCAUGCCUCCACACAUCUUUGCCAUUGCCGAUGCGGCCUACACAGACAUGAUGGGCAAUCAACACAACCAGUCCGUCAUAAUCUCUGGAGAAAGUGGAGCUGGCAAGACUGAAGCGACCAAGCUCAUCCUGCAGUAUUUGGCCCACAAGACCAACAAGCACUCGGAGGUGGAAAAUAACAUUCUGGAGGCCAACCCAGUGCUCGAAGCGUUCGGUAAUGCUGCCACUGUCCGCAACAACAACUCUUCUCGAUUCGGUAAGUAUGUUGAAAUCCACUUCGAGAGCGGCGGCACACAGAUCUCAGGAGCUAGCAUGCGCAACUACUUGCUUGAGAAAUCGCGCGUCGUCAACCAGACAGAAGGAGAACGAAACUACCACAUCUUCUAUUGCUUGCUGGCUGGCGCCUCUGAAGCCGAGAAGAAGAUGUGGAAAUUGACUGGAUGUAAAGAUUUCCGCUACACCAACCAGUCCUCACUGACCGAGCUCCCUGGAGUCGAUGAUGGAGAGGACUACACGCGAGUCAGGUCGGCCAUGGGAAUGCUGGGCCUCAGUGACCAGGAGCAGAUCGACAUCUUUGCCAUCGUCUCCGCGAUUCUUCAUCUUGGCAAUGCUCGCUUCGCGACCAAGACCGAGGACCCAAGGCCGGGCGGCACCAUUCGCAAGGUCCAGCCAUGUGUUGAGAAUCCUGAAGCUGUUGCCUUCGUUGCCCAAUUGCUUCAAGUGGAGCCUAAAGGCCUGGAGGAGGCACUCCUUAUCCGCACUAACAUCGUGGGCAAGGAGGUGUUCAAAGUGCCGCUCACCCUCGUCGAGGCUGCCGAAGCAAGGGAUGCUCUGGCCAAGGCGCUGUACGAUCGUCUGUUCAACUACCUCGUAAACCGCAUCAACAAGGCCAUCGCGGGUAAACCCAAGGGCAAGACGUCGUUCAUCGGUGUGCUUGACAUCUUCGGGUUCGAGAACUUCGUGGUGAACAGCUUUGAACAGUUCUGCAUCAACUACGCCAACGAAAAGUUGCAGCAGCACUUCAACCAGCACAUCUUCAAGCUGGAGCAGAUGGAGUACGAGCGGGAGGGAAUAAGCUGGUCGUCCAUCAAAUACAACGACAAUCAGCUUUGUCUGGAUUUGAUCGAAGUGGUUCGGCCUCCCGGAAUUCUUGCUCUCCUUGACGAAGAGUCGCGCUUCCCGAAGGCGUCGGACGAUUCGCUGCUUGAGAAACUGCACAAGGCACACGAAAAGCAUCAGCACUACGAAAAGCCCAAGAAGAGGGGACCCAACUUCAUCGUGAGGCAUUAUGCUGGAGAUGUGCGCGACCACUUCCAGAAAGAUGAGUGCCAGGUCUCAUACGACACCGGAGGCUUCCUGGAGAAGAACAGGGACACCCUGGGCAGCGACAUCCUGGCGGCGGUGCAAACCUCCAAGUUGCAGCUGGUCCUCUCGCUCUUCCCCGACAAGGUCGAUAUCGGCGGAAAGAAGCCGCCUACGGUGGGUAUGCAGUUCAAGAGCCAACUUCACGAGCUGAUCACCACUCUGUCUUCCACGGAGCCUCACUAUGUCCGUUGCAUCAAGCCCAACUCGCUCAAGAUCAAGAAUUCUUUUGACCCGCUUCGCUAUGCGGGUAUGAUGGAGACCAUCAAGAUCAGGCAGCUUGGCUAUCCCAUGCGCCUCGACUUUGAAGCCUUCUACAAACGCUACAAGUGCAUUCAAGCGGCAAGCGUCAAAGGCACAGACUACCGUACACCGAGCUCAGCGAUCAUCGAGACAGCAAAGAAGACCAAUGUGGUGUUGGCGAGCGAGCUCCAGCUCGGCAAGUCCAAGAUCUUCAUGCGCGAUGCCCAGUAUGCCAAACUCGAAGAUGAGCGAGGCGCCCGUCUGUUCUCCAAGGCCGUGGCCAUCCAGAAGAGAUGGCGGAGGUACAGAAUGAGGAAGAAGUUCAAGAUCAUGCGCAAGGCAGCCACCAAGAUCCAGGCCACCUUCCACAUGUACAAGGCCAGGAAGGCGCUGCACAAGAAACUGGAAUCGGUUGCCCUCCUGCAGGCUUUCUUCCGCAUGGUCAAGGAGAAGAAGAGGUACAUGAGGCACAGGAAGGCCAUCAUCACCUUCCAGAAGUACACUCGUCGCUGGAAGGCCAGGAAGAUUUACAAGAAGCUGAAGGCCCAGAAGGCGGAGGCUGACCGUAGGCGCAAGGAGAUCGAGCACGCCGAAGCGAACGAAAGGUCGCGUCUCGAGGCCGAGGAGAACCUUCGUCUGGCCGCGGAGAAGCAGGAGUGGGAUAUGAUGGGUGAGGAAUCCCAGAGAAGGGAGGACGCCGCCAAGGAGAAGGAGACCGCCGCCAAGAAGAAGGAGCAGGCCCGUCUGCAGAUGGAGCAGCUCGAGGAGGUCGGCUACGGUGACAAUUUCACCUCCCUGGAGGGUAUGAUGGACAUUGCGGCGUAUGGCUUCGUACCUGGUGGGCCUCUUCCCGGAGCCGUCGAAGAUGCCUUCGCCCUCCCGCCCAUCGAUAUGGCACUGCCACCGCUGCCGCCGGGCGCCACCGCUGGUAUGGGCCUGGGCCUGCCACCUCCGCCGUCGGAGGAGAUCUUCCGAUUCCAGCGGCACCAGGGCCUGCAGGAUGACAGCUACUCCGGCCUCCUGUACGCCGAAAAAAAAGCGCCGCCGCAGCUGAUAACCGCGGAGGAGGUGCCGCUGUUCAAUUUCAAGGAGUACGGCCUCGUGCAUUUCCAGCAGCAGAAGUCGGGCUUCCUGCGAAAGAAGGACGUCACCGUGGGCGAGCUUCUAUUCUUCAACAACAAACCGUUAACGGCCGGAUUGCACAAUCUGUCGCCGGUGCACAACAAGGUCGCGGUGGAGAUGUCGACCAAGAUUCUGUACCACAUGGAGAAGGGCACGGCCGACAACUUUGGCGCCGCCAAGUACGUCGUGCGCAAGGGUAUCGCCUUCAUCGAGCUCAGGGACGAGUGCUACUGCCAACUCAUCCGUCUCGCCAUCAAAUGCCCCAACAAGGAGUGGCGCCAGCGAAUCUGGGAGCUCAUUCUCUACUGCUGCGUGUCCUUUGAGCCCUCAGACAACUUCAAGAAGUACCUGGCCUCCUUCCUUCUCGAACACUCGAGCGAAUACCCUGGCAAGACGCCCGACAAGGACGAGUGGGUGAGCAAGUUCGCCAGCUUCUGCAUGAAGAAUCUGAGGCGUACCUACUUGAACGGGGCUCGCGCCAUCAUGCCGGCCAGCGUUGAGAUGGAGGCCAUCCGGAACAUGGGCGAGAUCGUAUGCCGAUUCCAAACGCUUGACGGAACGUCGAAGGCAUUCUAUAUCGACUCGGCCACCACAGUGACCGAAGCGCUCGACGAGCUGUGCAAGAAGAUUGGGCUCAAAGACCCGCGCGGGUGGGCCGUCUUCAUCACCUACAAUAACAUCUCCCGCGGUCUGGGCGAGAAGGAGAGGCUUGCUGAUACGUUGGCCAAGUACGAACUGCUGAAGAAGACGAUGAACGAGAAGGGCAUGGACGUCGCAGUGCGGUUCCUGCUCAAGAAGCAGAUCAUCCUCGAUCCCCACGCAGAGCUCACCGACGAAAUCGAGAGGACCCUGCUGUUCUACCAGGCCCACAACGAUCUCGUGUCGGGCCGACUGCCCUGUCUUGAGCAGGAAGCCCGCCUGUUUGCCGCUACGAAGUGCCAGUUCGAGUUGGGCGACUACGAUCCCCAGCGUUCGAUCGAAGACAUGCUUCCCGUUCUGCUGCCUCCGCUCAUGCUGGCGAAGCAUUCGGCGCCGGAGUGGUCGGCGAGCAUCACCACAGAGCACGCCAAGCUGCAGGGGCAAGAUCGCGAGUACUGUAAGCGACUCUACCUGGACAUGGCCAGGACGCUCAAGUACUACGGCUCGUCCGUCUUCCCCGUCCAGUACAAGCAAGUGCCCAUGUGGAGCACGUUGCCGCCCAAGUUUGACGUUUUCAUCAACACCGGAGGCAUCGUGUUCCUGGAGAGGGAAUCCAGGGAGGAGUUGAAGCGGUUCACCUUCCUCCAAGUAACGCAGUGGUCGUGGUGCCCCGGUUCCCUCCUUCUGGGGCUCUACGAUGAGGGCAAGGCCAAGAAUCUGGAAUUGCAGACCCCGGUGCCGGAUGACGUGUGCCUGUGCCUGCUCGCCUACGCCCGGCACCUGAAGAACAACUCCAAGUACGCCAAGGCGAAGCAAGACUAUCGCGUGGAUGAUGAGGAGCUGCUGUCCUUCGACAAGGACGACAUCAUCAUCAUCAAGGAGAAGUACGAGGACGGCUGGUUCUUUGGGCAGUGCGAAGGCCGAGAGGGCAUGUUCCCUGCAGAACUGGUGGAGAUGUUGAUGGGAGCGCCCAAAUCCAACGAAAUCAUUCUCCAGAACACCAAAACCGUACGGAGGGGACCCCUGCCUGUAACGCCCAAGUAUGCUAAGCAUGCCGACACCAAGUCACCGCCGUCGGCCGCGCCCUCGCCCAGGAGCCCCACGCCCAAGAGCCAGACAAAGCCCGCCAAGUCGCCCAAGAGCCAGGCGGGCAAGGCCUCUGAGACUGAGGUCUUCUCCAGCGCACCGGUUCCCAUUGCGCUUGCUGGCGAUCGGGUGGCUGGUCGUGCCGGCGGAACCCACACCAUGACGGCCUGGGCCACGCUUAUGUUCCGCAAGCCCGGCUCCAAGACUGCGACCUUGCGGGCGAGACCCAUCACGCAGGACCUCUCGGCACUGGUCGCCUUCACUCUGAGCCCCAUCAAGGUCUCUCUCCUCGAUCUGGAGCCUAAGGCCUCGAAGGUGGCCACUGAGAUCUUCCAGAACAUCAUGAAGUGGAUGGAAGACUUCCCGCUCGGCAAGGUGAGCAUCAGCACGAAGCCCAAAAUCGUGCAGGAGAUCAUCCAGUGUGCUCUCGAAGAUGCCAGCAUCCGAGACGAAGUCUACAGUCAACUGUGCAAGCAGGCCACACGCAACCCGCGAGCGGAGAGCAUGCACAAGGGUCUGCGGUUGAUGGCCAUGUGCACGGGCAUCUUCGCUCCCUCGAUCGAGUUCCUGCCCUACCUGGAACAGUUCCUGGAUGAGCUGGUCGUCAACAACCAGAGCAACGACAUCGGUGAUAUUGCCGCCGAUGUGCUCUGGUGCCUCAACAACACGCUCCACAAGGGUGACCGCAGGUUCGGGCCAUCGCUGGAGGAGCUCAAGGCUGUGUCAAGCGGCAGUCCGAUCAUGCUCCGCGCAUCGCUACUCGAUGGCCAGGUCAAGGCUAUCCACAUCAACUCCCAGUCCACUGUCGGCGAGGCCGUCGUCGAGCUCAUCCACAAGACUGGUCUGGGAUCUGACUUUGGCGAUGGUUGGGGUCUGUUCGAAGACUCUGGGGAGGAGUGCUGGCCCAUUCGGGAGGACACCAAGGUGUGCGACAUGAUGUGGCUGUGGGAAAAGACUCCCCUGAACCACCGCAAAUCCAAGACUCUCCGCAGGAGCCAGAUGCCGUCAAUGGACGUGGGAGAUCAGCCCUACAAGUUCGUGUUCAAGAAGAAGUUUUGGUUCAACGAGUUCACCGAAACCGAGCUGGGCGCCAACGAGGUCGCCUUCAACCUGAUUUACUGUCAGUUGGUGGAUGACUUCAUCAACUCGCGCCUUCCGCUGAGCGAGGACAUCUGUCUGCAAUUGGCCGCCAUCCUGGUGGGCGCUCGUCUGGGAGGCAGCAGCUUGUUGAACUCGGCCAACAUCUUGGAGUUUAUCCCGUUGCACCUUCGCAUGGCUCACAAGAAGGAGGACUGGCUCUCGGCCCUUAAUGAAAAGCUCUUCGAGUUCACCGGCCUGACUGGCCGUGCCGCCAUGAUGCGCUUCGUGUCCAAGUGGAUGAAGUCCGACGUGUACGGCGCGAUCGCCUUCCCGGCCUCGGUGCUCCAGCAGUCGAAGGAAUCGAAGCUGCCCAGCAGGUGCUGGUUCCUUCUGGACCAGAAGGCCGUCCGCAUCUACGAUUACCAUGGCAGCGUCGAGGUGGGCAGAUACGAGUACACCUACAUCUCGCAGUGGAACAACACCAAGGAGGGAUGGCUCAUGGUAGUUGGUGAUCUGUUCAAGCCCGAACGCUUCACUUUCGGAUCGCCCAAGGGCCUGGAGAUUCACGAGGUGUUUGUCAUCUACUCCCGCGAAGCAGCCAAGGAGCGAAGCUAG
Molecule: messenger RNA, 6372 nt
Organism: Acanthamoeba castellanii str. Neff
Lineage: Eukaryota; Discosea; Longamoebia; Acanthamoebidae
Product: myosin head (motor domain) domain containing protein
Exons: 51
Coding region: 1-6372 (2123 amino acids)
Biological process (GO): signal transduction
Cellular component (GO): cytoskeleton; myosin complex
Molecular function (GO): ATP binding; cytoskeletal motor activity; protein binding
Source: RefSeq, a predicted model, not a curated record